Messenger RNA from Leptopilina boulardi, 1559 nucleotides. Its product is annotated as speckle-type POZ protein-like. Gene Ontology annotation, biological process: proteasome-mediated ubiquitin-dependent protein catabolic process; regulation of proteolysis. Gene Ontology annotation, molecular function: ubiquitin protein ligase binding. The record is from RefSeq and is a predicted model, not a curated record. Bases 148 to 1134 code for a protein of 328 amino acids. NCBI's taxonomy places the organism in Eukaryota, Metazoa, Arthropoda, Insecta, Hymenoptera, Figitidae. Gene Ontology annotation, cellular component: cytoplasm. The transcript has 2 exons.
CGCAGAUAGAUUCGAUUUUUAGGUUAUGUUCAGUAACAAAAGUAGAAUAUUUUGUGUGUAUGCGUAGUUUAUAUUAAUUCUCUCAGCUAUUAUUAUAAACAAAAUAGAAAGAAUCCAAUAGUUAAAAUAGGAUAAUUUUUGAAAAAAAUGGAUGAAAAUAAGAAAGACAUUUCAAAAUUAGAAGGCAUUACAAAUUUUGAAUGGAUUAUUAAAAAUUACGAUCCUGAAGGAAAUUAUGUUUCCGAUUUAUUCUCUAUAAAUGGUAUUCCCAAUGUAAAAUGGUUUAUUGAAUUCCAAUCGCAAUACACUACUGAGAGAUUUAGGGAUGAUGGAAAUGAUUUUGUUCUUUUUGAACUUCGCAAUGAGAAGAAUUCAUUUUUUCAUUAUAACAAUCUACCAGUAAAUAUAGAAAUUUCUCUUGGAACCGUUGGGAAGGAAAGAAGAAUAUUUAGCAUUAUUGUAUAUGGUCCGAUUUCUAAUUUUCAAAAUAACAUUCAAUCCUGUGAAUUAGUUCAAUUACUUGACGUUAAUUGUCUUCAUAUAAAUCUAACAGUGACACCUCUGAAUAAGAUAAAAAACAUAAUUUCUUCUUCGACCAAUUAUAAUAAUUUUAAAUUAUUCUUAAUGAGCGAUCACCUAAGUGAUGUUAAAUUUAAAAUUGAUAACAAGGAAUUUCCUGCUCAUAAAAUAAUGCUCGCUUCUGCGAGUCCAGUUUUUGAAAAAAUGUUUUUUUAUCAAAUGAAGGAGAAUAUUACAAACACUGUUGAAGUAAACGACACUGAUCCAGAUGUUUUCAAAGAAAUGUUGAAUUUCAUUUACACUGGAAAUGUUGAUAAUUUAGAUUCUGUGGCUUUUGGUCUUUUUGAAUCAGCUAAUAUAUAUGAUAUAUCUAAAUUGAAAAUAAUUUGUGAACAACAUCUUGAAAAUGGUUUAGCUGUUUACAACGUAAUUUCUAUUUUCGAACUUGCCGAUCGCUAUAAUUCAUUACAUUUAAAAAAAAAAUGCAUUGAAUAUGUCGACAAAAAUUACACAACGAUUAAAGAAACUAAAGAUUUUAAAGAUUUGAAUAAAGAUUUAACAAUGGAAUUGUUAGAUGCCAUAAUCACAAAAGCUAAACUAACAGAAGCUUCGUAAUUUUAUUGAUUUGUCAUUCAACAGAUUUUUUUAUCGCCCUUUUGUUUGAUUAAAAAAAAGUUUACUUUAAAAUACACAAGAACAACAUUUUAAAUAUAUAAGCCUUAGUUUUUAAAAUAACGUAAUUGAUGAGUGUUUGAUAAAAAAAAGAAAUUUGAAAUAUUUUAUAAUAUAGAAAUAUUGCUGUUAAUUUUAAAUAAACAAGAAGAGCAUCGAACUCAAAUAAUUAUGUUAAUUUGAAAACAUGUUUAACAAAAUUUGAAUGUUUAAUUUAACAAUUUAUGAUUGAACUGCAUUUAUCAUUAGUUGUAUGUGUUUUUGUUCUUGUUUGCAAAAAAAUGAAGAAGAUUUAUGUAUUCAUAUUUUUCUUUUACAAUUUCAAAUUGUUAAUAAUAGAAAAAUUAUAUAUAAACGAAUAAGCUGUG